AUGGCGGCCAAAAGAGUCUUCGAUCUGAACGAAGCUACGGUAAUAAAAAGUCAUUCUUUGUUUUGUUUUCCAUCUACCAUACACAUGACCGUAUGCGUGGGCUUGAUUAUCAUGUAUUCUACUGUUCUCAUAGAUUGCUGACUUGAAAGCAGAGCUCAUCCGUAAGGAAUCUGAGUUCAAGCGAGAGAAACUUGCUGGAACUGAACAGAAAAUCAAUCGACAACACAAGGUAAGUUUAUUCAAGCUGUUAUCUGUGCGUGCCUCUACAAUAUUGGCUUAAAUUUAAUAGAAUUGAUAAGCAAACAGUACAGCAAGAAAUUUCUGUCUUGUUUGAUUCCUGAAAUUUUGUCUACAGAUUCAGAAAACCUCAACUAUUAUAAUCGACGUCAUAUGCUACAGAUUUGUACACAGUUCAGUGUGAUUUUUGAUAUCAUAGCUUGUUCUGACAGUAGGUUAUGAACAUAGGGUUGCUGUUUGUGAAUUUCCUUUUUAAGGAGCUGAGUCGGAUGAUUGACAGGAUUUGAAGUUAUUCCAAGCUGAAAUUUUAGUAAAUUCUAGUAACAUUACCCUCGACGGUCUUUUCUCUUUUUCUAGAAACCUCCAGUUUGGGCAAAAGUGAAAAAAGAGACCAAAGAUACAGGCUCAAAGACAACUACUAUUAAACAAGAUGAACUGUCCUUGGAAGAGCAACAAGCCCUGCAAAAGUCAAGGUAAUAUUUUAUUCAGGGGAAAUUAAGUUUUACUGGUUUUAUAAAAAUGAUUAAAAUUGAACAGUCCAAAUAGCCAUAACAUUAUCUAUCCUUAAAUCUCAAAAUGCCGUAAAAAUCAAUUGAUAUCCACAUUGGCUUUUCCCUUGGGUAAAUACUAAAACAAAGAAUGACCUAAAACCAUCUAAAACCACCUCCAGAAAUAUAAACAAUCCACGGAGAAUAUUGUUUUUGUCAUUUUAUUAGCGUCAAUUUUGUCGCUAUCAGUUAGCCUGCAUGCACACCGGAAAUGUUGCAUUCUUUUUCCACAGGUAUCUUGUUUCAUGUAAACAAACUUUUAAAAUACUUAGGAAGAGCAUGUAGAAAUUGAUUACGAUCAGUCAAGUUUAGUUAUUGUACUUACAUUGUACAGUGCAAGGAUUGAACUAUAAAUCGGUAGGUAUACUUCAAGAAUUUUAGUUGCCAUGCAUUUUUCUUACCAAAGAAGUACGUGUACUUUCCGAGACAGGUAAUUCUGGGAUUAAUUCUUCACGCUCAAACUGUCAGCCAAAAUGAUAGUAAUUGCCCAUAUGUGGUACAAUAUUUCUCAAACUUACAGCCAGAAUUGCAGUUUCAGCAAUUUAUUUAGUAAACUUCUUUCCAAAGGUUUAGGAAAUGAAUGCAGUGUUUUUUAGUGAAAGGGAUACCAUUUUCCAGUCUGAAUUUUUUUUUUAAAUUUCUGUUAAUAUGUAGUGGGUAUGAAAAAAUACGUGCUCUUCUUUCUAACCUCUCUUGAUUAACCUUCCUUCCAACAGACAGGUCUUGGAAGCUAAAGCAGCUUUGUAUGAAAAGAUGGCAAGAGGAGAGAUUGAAGGUACUGUGUUGCUGAUUAAUUUAUUGUUACUUUUGUUUCCAAUCUUUGCUUUGAACCCUGGUAACCAUUACAAACUUUCAAGCUAGUUAAUUAUCAGGAGAGUAUUUAUAAUAACAUAUACAAUAAUUAUUAUUAUCUUAGUAAUUAACCUCAUACCUUUUAUGAGAUUCAUCUGGUUAAAACUAUGCUCUCUUAAUCUUUUCUUUCUUAAGAUGAAGAUGAUGGUGAAGAUGGAGGCAGAUUCCUGGUAGAUUUUCACAAGAAAGUUUAUUCAAAGGUGAUGAAAUUGUCAUUUGCAUCAUUCUAUUUUCUUUGGCUUACUUUUGUCAAAUUUACAUCCUGUCAUUCUGAAAAUGUUUACACAAUUUUUCACAUUACUGCAUGGUAUAGCAGAUACAUUAUUGGAUUGUGUUGUACUUGUCUGGUAAAAGCCCCUCUCAUGUUAAACCAGUAUUUAGCUUAGUUGAUUCAGAUUUUUUGUUGUUUCUUAGCUGUAAUUAUUCAUAGGAGAUAAAAGCAAUUCUGCUUUGACCUGGGGUUAAAUUUUACUUACAACAGGUGCACAUGAAUCUUUUACACAUAAAACAGCUCUCCAGGGGAUGGGGUCUAUUUGUUAAAUUUCAAAGUCAGGCAUAACAAAUAGCAUCGUGCACAUACUUGAUAUUCCUACUUUUUCCCUAAAAACGUUUGUGCCAACUAUGUAGGCUAAGCCCAGUCAGACUCUCUAAUUUAAUGCUGGAUGUUGAUUGUUACAACAAAUAUAGAAUUAGGUAUGCCACCUGAGCCCACAGCGGCAUUUUCUUUUUCUUAAAGACGGCCCUUACCCCUCAAUCCCCCUCCCAGUUCAACCCUUGGUUGUGUAAAUGGAAUCAAUUCUGCUUGACUUAUUUUAUCAAGCUCAGGAGGUACUUUAUAUCAGCUAGUCAUUUUGCAUAAGGGCCAUUGCACUUGCAUGACAGCAUCAGUGACUCAAUAGCUUUGAUGAUGAAAUCUGAUUGUCAGGAUGAAGAGAGUGAUCAGGAUUCAGAAACACUGAAAGAUGAAGACAUUCCACCACCAUCAGGACCUGAAGAAGAAUGGUGAGAAACUGAUUUUACUGUACCUUUAAAUCUUACGUCUGCUUAAGCACCUGAGGACAGAAGCUGACAAGUUAUUGAAGUAGUUGCCAGCUGUCUUCUAAAAUUUCUUGCCCAGUCUAUUCUGCCUCACUAUCAUGCAUCCUCCCAAAUAUCCACCAGCUGUUUUCUGAUAUUUUCCGGAAAGUUCCAAACCAACUUGUUUCUAAACACUCCUUGGCCCAAUACUGUAGGCCCUUUUCAGCUGAUCAGUCUUGUGGAACAAGCAAUGUGCAUUCUGGGACAAGACGAACAUAAAGCUUUCAUAUAAUUUUUAAAGGUGGUAAUUUCCUUAGUUCUUUCCCAAGUGCAUUUCUUUCUCUCCAGGCAACAUAGUGUGUGUUUUUUAUUUUUUUUAUGUUAAUUUUUUUAACAACAUGACUUAGCAACUGCCAAGGGCCUACAGUGCUGUAAUAGUCCCCAGCUGUUUUCCGAUCUUUCUUCCUGGUCCUCCCAGCUCUUCUACUGUAGCUCUUCCAGUAUCAUAGUUUGUCUUACUUUAGUAACUUCCUGUCCCCUUGUAAGUCGCCAGAUUUUAUCUGUAGGCAAAAGGAGAAGUCUUUUCCCUCUCUCAGCUACUGCCACGAACAUGUCAUUGGUAUUAAAUACCCUGUGAGCAAAGCAUUCUUUUGUCUUCUUGAGUGAAAAGGAGAAAAGGAGGUUCUGCCUGAAUCACGACAAACCUUUGAGGUCGCCAUAACCUGAACUUCUGAGCUAGUCAAUCUUCUUCUCUCUUGUCAAACUGGUUUUUUCGACUGCAAGCAUCCCUUAAUUGGUAAGCCGAUAGUGAUAACUGAGCCUGCUGUUUCAAGCGCAUGGUUCAUUAGGCCUGGGUUUGAACCUAUAAUUAUCUUAGCAACAUGCCAUGCAUGCUCAACAAAGAUCUUAGUUACUUAAUUCAUGCAGAGUCUUUCCCAAAAAUCAAGCAAGUGAAAUAAAAGCGUUGUUGACACGGCGGCAGCAGUAAUGCCAGGGGGGGUCUGAUUUGUGGAGAGAAGAAAAGGAAUAAAAUUUAUUAUUAAUAGUGUUUUUAAAUAUAAUUGUUGUUUCCAGGGUUGACUAUGUAGACUCUUUAGGUAGAUCCAGAAGAUGUCUUCGAAAAGAUCUGAAACAUUUGCAAGAGAUGGACAAAGAUAUCAGCAAUCGACAGAGGUUAGUCUUGAAUAUUUUGCUCAGUUUAAAUCUUUUCCAGCGUUCUUGGUCAGUUAAUAUAUAUAGUCUGCUCUUGCAUUUCUGUGGUUAAAGGCUGCAGUGCAAGACUUGUCAUAAGUCAUAAUGACCUGAUCAUUCAUUUUUUCAUCCUCCACAUUUUUGUCUGCCUGUUUCUCUGUAACUUUAAGCUAAUGAGAGUGCAUAACAAAUGUCAUCCUUAACUUGUUUUUGUGCUUUAUUUUUAAUGCAGUCCACCAACACUGUUGUCUGAAGACAUGAGAAGAGAACUGAUGAGGCAAAAAUGGGAGAAGGAAGAAGAAGAAGCCCUAAAUAAGCCAAUUGGACCUGUUCACUAUCAAGACAUAAGAUUUGACGGUAAAUAAUUUUGAUUUGUUCAGGACAAAUUACACAAAUUAUGCGUGGGUAAGAUUCUCCGCAAUCUUCAGAAUUCCACAUCCUACUCAGCCUCAUUUAGACAGUCGACUUGUGGCAAGUCUAAGCCCCAUUCGAUGCUUGCUAAUUAUCUAAAUAGUCACACUAUAGGAUUUCAUUCAGUCUUCUUGCCGGCUGCUUGGGGUGGAGUCACACAAUGCUGGAGGCGAGGAGCAUUGUGUGACUCCAGUUUGAGCGGCUGUGAAGGAGACUAGAUUUCAUUGAGAACCACCAGCUUUAAAAGUGCAACAGGAAAGUACUGCUUAUUUGACAGUUUUGAGGUGGUACAUAAGACUGGGUUGCUGUUGUGUGGGAUUGCUCCAUGGGAUUAUUUUGGAUUCUAUCACUUCGUUUACUGGCUAUUACUUAUUUGGGGAGCAAGAGUGGCACAGUGAUGAGAGCACUUGCUUCCCAUCAGUGUGGCCUGAGUUGAAAUCCCAGUGCCUACACCAUAAAUGUGGGCUAAAUUUGUUGUUAAUUUUCUUCCUUGCUUUUCCCCUCUUCUCAAAAACCAACAUUUCAAAUUCCAAUAGGACAUUUGUGUGAUGACAUUUUGCUACAGUCAAACCCCAUUAAUAUGUACACGGAUGGGGCCAUAGAAAGUGUCCGUAUUAAGCAGGUUGAAUUUAGAGAAAAUUUUAUAAGGGCUUUUUAUUCCCAGGGACAGAGCAAACUGUCCGUAAUAAUUAGGUGUUCGGUUUGACUGUACUAUGACCAGAAUUCUUCAAGGUUUUCUUUCUUGUGCAAAUUAGGGCUUUUGUUAUUUAAACCUCACUGAGAUUACCAAAUUUAAUUUGAAAAGAAAACCAAAAAGAAUUCUGGUCAAAGUAGAAAAAUGACGUCAUAGUGCAAAUGGCCUAUUCGAUCUGUAACUCAUGGACACGUAAAUGUCUGGUGGGUAAUCAAUUACAAUUGUUAUACUACUACAUGAGAAAUUUCUGCAAUUUGAUUGGCUUAGACAGUGGUAUUUUAGACUGGGACAAUUUUGGUAAAAAGCCGCUAAUAAAACUUCUGUCGGCAAACUCGAGGAAAAGUUGGUAAAUACUUUUUUCUAGAUGAAAAUUAUGUGCUGAACACGAAAAAAUUGUUUACCAAGCCUAAACUGGUGAUAUUUCAAAAUUGUCUCAAAUUUCACUCGCCUAUCGGCUCGUGAAAUUACGUAUAACAAUUUUGAAAUAUCACUCGUGGUAUUUAUGCCAAAUAUCACUACAAAUCAUGCUAUUACCUAUACUUAUAAAAAUUAUAGCUGGGAAUUUUUUCCCAACAGUGCGUGUUAUCAUUGGUUACUGCCAGGUCACAUGACAUCUAACAAUCAAACUGUUUCCUGCCAAAAUCUCUGAGCCGGCAACAUUGCAAAAUCUAUGACAUCAGAAGGUAACAGUUCACUAACUGCUCGCGAGAUUUAUUUUCAUAAAUUUCCUGCAGUUGUCCCUCCCCGAACCCAUACAAAGUUGAAACUCGAAAAAAUUUCCGGAUGAACACUUCCAGCAUUGUUUGUGGGGUGAGGGAAGGGUUUGGGCCUGUGCGAAUCGGAAAACGUCCCAGAAAUACAAGUGUCCCAAGACUUUUGUCUAUGAUUGUAGGUUGCGCAUGAACCUGGAUCUAUUGUUUAGCCCCAAAACAGUCCCACAGGGCAAUUCGGCACAACUUGGGCCCAGUCUCAGCAGCGGCCUUAAAAUAGCCACCGUAUUUGAGCAGUUACUCUUUUGAGGUCAUCCGUAGGCUCGAAACGUUUGAGUACGAAAAGAUGAUUAUGGACUCGGAUAGUAGUUGAUCCAGUCUGGUCUAGUGACUUACGUCGAAGCUGAAAGUACAGUAUCCUUUCGAGAAUAUAAAUAGAUAGUUCCGUUAAUGUACUCGCGUUUAUGGUUUUUACAACGACGUAACCUUUUCAAUUUUCCUUUUUUUUUGAACCAAAAGAGGUUCGCAACCAUGGUGUAGGAUAUUAUCAGUUUUCAACAAUCGAAGAAGAAAGACAAGAGCAGAUGAAGACUUUAGACAAACUAAGAGAACAGGUAGAGUGUCUUGAUGGAGGCAAACAAAUAGUUUUCCAUAAUUUACACCCGACAUCAAAGUGAAUCCCACUUUUUACAGUAUUUUGUUAAUUAUCUAGGUUUCAUGAAAAGGGCUUAAAAUUCUGCUCGGUGUUCACUUUUUGUUAAGUCUCGAUCUAAAAACUUGCAAUUUCUUAUCUUAAGAUGAUCUUUUCUCUCUCAUUAGACAAUGGAACAGCGACUCCGCGCUCAAAAACUGAAAGACAAAAGGAAAGCUGCCUUGGACGCCCGACUCGCGAAAGUGCGAGAGAGAAAACUGAAAAAGCUGAAAGCGUCAGGGGAAUUAGACGAAGAAACAGUCACUGAUAGUGAACAAACUGGAGGACAUGGCAUACAAACAUCCAAUGGGGAAAGCACAGUGGAACAAAGUGUUGAAGAGAAGUCCGUCAAUAAGGAGACGAAGGAAAGACAGAAGGGUUUUCCUACCGAAAGGUCAGAAAAGAAACCUGAUUUACCAGAAUGGGCAAAACAUAAGAUAAGUAAGUGGAUCGACUGUCUUUGUUUUUAUCAUUUUUUAGACUAAACAUGAGCAUUAUUUUAGGUCUGUCUAUACUCCUGGGACGCCCGCGCAAUUCAACGAAAAAACAUAACGCUUUCUAUUUUGUCCUAUUUUUUGACAUAGGCAAUGAAAAGUAAAUCCUGAUUGGGCUAUGCCACAGGCAGCCCAAUGAUUGUGAGCGCACGAAAAUGCAGCAAAAUUACUUCCUCGUGAAACUAUUGACAUUUACAUCAUACACUAACAGGCUCAGUAAACCUAACUAAAAGUUUGUAUGUAUCGUUUCGUCUCGUUUCAGGACAAACUUGUUACUUGUGAACAGGUCCACUUAAACUUGCUUUCAAUUCAAUUGCUAUUGAGAAUGUUAUGUACGGCCAUUAUAUUCGACCGUAGGUAGGAUUUUGUCGGACUGGCGAGUUUUCCAAUGAUUCUCUGCGACAAAGACAGUUCAUUGACGGUUUUCUGCUUUCUUCUCAGAGCAAACCGACAGAGGCGGCUCAUUUUCACGUAGUGAUCCUCGGUCUGAAAGAGUUCAAGAGUUUGCUCCGCCCGCUUUCUACUACGAAGAUGCAAAAGAACAGACAAGCAAAAAUACCUGGAAAGAACCAGCGAAGCUGUUCAAACACAAAAAUGAAACAGCUGAUAAAGGACCAGAACAGCAAGACGGAAACCUUGAUAAGCGUUAUCAAGAACAGAAAACUGACAACGAAGCCCCAGUACAAAAUCAAUAUCAACAAACACCGGUACCACCUCUCCCUGAGUUUCCAGUUCUUCCACCUCCCCCUCAGGAGUAUAUUCAACCGCAAUGGACUGGGUAUCAGUGGCGACCUCCUGGCAACGUGCCACCAACUUCUCUACCACAUCAAUUGACAUGGCAACCAAGAUUUCCAAUCAACGUCCCACCACCUCCUCCGUCGCUGUGGCAACAGAAUUUUCCUCCAUGGCAACCUCCUCAGGGCCCUCCCUCCAUGGGCGCGGCCCUUUUUCCCAAUUAUCACUCGUCAUGGAAUGAAAGUACACCAAAUAGUUACACAUCCUUUUCUGAGACAAAAACAGAAUUGAACACCAGUGAUACUGUUGCUAUAGAAAAAUCUGAUACAGGAAAUAUCGAAAGGGAAAAAAAUCCUGACAGAACUACACCCUCAACACAACAGGUGGCUGAUUUUGUAGCUCAGUUGCGUUCUAGCAGUUGA
This is a messenger RNA of Porites evermanni, 8002 nucleotides long. The record is from the annotation of a GenBank genome assembly. Lineage: Eukaryota; Metazoa; Cnidaria; Anthozoa; Scleractinia; Poritidae.